AUGGUACCCACCAAAGACGAAGAUAUCAUCGCCGCCGCCGAAAGGUUAGACGAAGAAACCGAGGAAGCGGUACCACCAGAAGAACCUGUCACGGGAUUCAAAUCGAAAUGGGAAAGUGUCACGGGUUUCUUCUCGAAAUGGAGAAAUUUAUUGGAUCGAGAAACCUACCCCGGCUCCAUACUCUUCAACCUAGGAGCCUUCAUCCUCCCCGCACUCUACUCCACCCUCAGCAAACUAUGGGUCGCCAACAUCGAUUCCAGCCAAGUAGUCACCACAGACAUAUACACCUACAUCGGCGUAAUAGUCGAAGUCUUAAACGAAGGAAUCCCCCGCUCCGUCUGGGUCAUCAUAGCCGAUGAAUCCAACCGAAACCUUCAAUCCCGUCUAUCCCUCACCUACACCCUAAUAUCUUUCCAAAUCCUACUCGGUACCCUCCUCAUGAUAAUUUUCCUCUCAAGCGCCGAACAUCUCGCUGCAGCUUUUGUCCCAGAAGUCGUCAGACAUGCUAGUCUGACAUAUGUGAGGAUAUCGUCGGUUCAAGCAUUAUCGAGCGCGAUGAGCACCGCGGUGGCGAAUUCAACCAGAGCGUUGGAUCAUCCAGAUGUGCCGUUGUUGAUUAGUACAGUGCAGUUUGCGGUUAAUAUUUUAUUGGAUUUACUGAUAAUUUCUCGGUUUCAUGUGGGGAGUUUUACUCCGACGAUUAAUACACAAGCGUUGAUUAGGAUGGCGUGUGAUCUUGCUUCGGCGGGUUGUGGUUUGGGGUAUUUCUUUUAUAUUGCUUGGGAAAUGCAACGUUCUUCUACCUCUAAUUCGUCCACAUCGUUACUAGAAACCGACUCCCCUUCUUCUCCAUCCACACCAGAAUCCUCACCCUCACAUCCAGCCUCACCCCUACCCUCACCUCCCCCCAAAAUAACCCUCUCAGCCCUAAAAACUCUCUUCAAACCCGGAAAAUGGACAUUCCUUGAAUCCGCCCUCCGCAACGCCAUCUACCUCUGGCUCAUCCAUAAUAUCGUAUCAAUGGGUCUAGAUUACGCUACUGCAUGGGGUAUAUUCAACAAUAUUCGCUGGGGCAUCAUCAUGGUACCUGUCAACGCCUUGGAAGCUUCGACAUCGACAUUUGUAGGUCAUGCAUGGGGAGCAUGGAGGAAACGUGUUGGACUUGAAACCAAGAAACCAAAGGCUGAGAGGGAGGAUAUUCUGAAAAUCAUCCACCCCGCCCUCCUCUCCUCCCUCCUAGCCCUCCUUCUCGAAAUACCCCUCUGCAUCUUCCUCUCCCUCUGGGGCAUCAAAUCCCUCUCCUACUACCUCUCCUCCUCACACACCGUCGCCGCCAUCACAGAACACAUGUGGCGCACCAUCGACUGGUGCUACAUAUUCUACGCCGUCACAACACAACUUGCCGCUAUCCUCCUAGCAACAAUCCCGAAAUUAUAUUGGGUGCAAAGUCUGGGAAGUAAUCUGUUGUGGAUGUUACCGUGGGCGAUAGCGGUAAGUAGGAUUCGUAUGGAGGCGGGGAAUGCGUGGAUGUUUCAUGGGAUUAUUUUUGGGGGGGCGUUGGUGUUUGAUUUUGUUAAUGUGGCGGUUGUGUUGGGGUGGUGGUGGUGGGGGUUGAGGAGGGGGAGGUUGGGGGUUGGUGCUGUGGCAGUGGGCUAG
Molecule: messenger RNA, 1656 nt
Organism: Sclerotinia borealis F-4128
Lineage: Eukaryota; Fungi; Ascomycota; Leotiomycetes; Helotiales; Sclerotiniaceae
Source: the annotation of a GenBank genome assembly